GGCCUUUCACAGGUCUGCUGUGCAAUCUGGAGCCUGAAUGGAGACUCUCAGCAGCAGCUCCAGCAUUUGCAUUUGAUGCAGACUUCUGGCAGACUUCAGCCGGCAGACCGCGCACCGCGGACGACUCUGAAACUCAACAAAACUUUUAUGAACGGAGACCAGAACGUCCAGAGAAAACACUAACAAAGUCGUUUCACUUCGGUGUUUGAGCCCUGCUCGAGAUAAAGACGUAGUUUGGUUGUGACGCGGGUUGGGUGUGUUUAAAAUCGCUCUGUGUAGAAAAAGUAUAGGCGGAACUAGGUUUCCUGGCGGAGGAGCAUUAAAUCCAGAGCACAACAGACUACCGGUGCACACCGCUGAGCCCGAGCGCGACGGACUGAGUGCGCUAAAACUGGAGGGUUUAACUCUGUGAUGCGUCUGUGUGGCGUUUAAUAAACAACACUAGUUUGUCUUUCGCUAAAUAACGCAUUCGUCCCCAUCGUUUGGACCAUUUGAGGAUCAACUGUUUUGUUUUGGGUUUUUUUGGUUGGUCCAAAUCGACGGACUUCUCGACACUGGAAAGACUUAAACUGAACUCAAGAUGUCAAUUUUGCCUUUCACUCCCCCCAUUGUCAAAAGACUUUUGGGCUGGAAGAAGGGAGAACAGAACGGCCAGGAGGAGAAAUGGUGUGAAAAGGCGGUGAAAAGUCUGGUGAAGAAGCUGAAGAAGACGGGACAGCUGGACGAACUGGAGAAGGCCAUCACCACCCAGAAUAUCAACACAAAAUGCAUCACCAUACCAAGGUCUCUGGAUGGACGUCUGCAGGUUUCCCACAGAAAAGGCCUGCCCCACGUUAUCUACUGCCGUCUGUGGCGCUGGCCCGACCUGCAGUCCCACCAUGAGCUGCGGGCGGUCGAGCUGUGCGAGUACGCCUUCCACACGAAGAAGGAUGAAGUGUGUGUCAACCCGUACCACUACCAGAGAGUAGAGACGCCAGUCCUCCCACCUGUGCUGGUGCCCAGACACACAGAAAUCCCCAGUGAGUUUCCACCCCUGGAUGACUACAGCCACUCAAUCCCUGAAAACACCAACUUCCCUGCUGGCAUUGAGCCUCAGAGCAACUACAUACCAGAGACGCCACCACCAGGCUACCUCAGCGAGGAUGGAGAGACCAGCGAUCACCAGAUGACCCACAUGGACACAAGCUCCCCAAAUCUGUCACCCAACCCUGUUUCACCCACACACAGCAACUUAGACCUUCAGCCUGUGACAUAUUGCGAGCCAGCCUUCUGGUGCUCUAUUUCCUACUAUGAACUGAACCAGCGAGUGGGAGAGACCUUCCACGCCUCGCAGCCCUCGUUGACGGUGGAUGGCUUCACGGACCCCUCGAACUCAGAGCGCUUCUGCCUUGGCCUGUUGUCCAACGUGAACCGCAAUGCAGCUGUGGAGUUAACACGCAGACAUAUUGGCCGUGGAGUGCGGCUGUAUUACAUCGGAGGCGAAGUGUUUGCUGAGUGUCUCAGCGAUAGCGCCAUCUUUGUCCAAAGCCCCAACUGUAACCAGCGCUAUGGCUGGCAUCCUGCCACAGUCUGCAAGAUCCCUCCAGGAUGUAACCUGAAGAUCUUCAACAACCAAGAGUUUGCUGCCCUGCUGGCACAGUCAGUCAAUCAGGGGUUUGAGGCUGUGUACCAGCUCACGAGGAUGUGCACCAUCCGCAUGAGCUUCGUCAAGGGCUGGGGAGCCGAGUACAGGCGACAGACGGUGACCAGCACCCCCUGCUGGAUCGAGCUGCACCUGAACGGCCCCCUGCAGUGGCUCGACAAGGUGCUCACACAAAUGGGUUCCCCCAGCAUCCGCUGCUCCAGCGUCUCUUAGGGAAUCCGUGCAUCCACCAGCUUCCUCUACACCACAUCUCCUGUCAGUGACUAAAAACACACGGACUGCAUGCAGACAUGGAACAACUACACAGCUACAGAAUGAUGAUGAGCCCCCCCACCCAAUUCAGCCAAUUCAGCCAAUCCCCAAUGUGUUACUUAGUCCCUUCUCCCCGCCAGCUGUCCGUAGCACUUUUUAUAAACAUGUUGUUUGAGACAAACAACAGAAUUAUUUUUAUGGCAAUUUCUUUUAAUUGUUGGCAUCAAAGUGCCAGAAAGGCUGCAGCAUUGGGAGGAUAUUUUCAUCAGUUAAGAGAUUAUUAUUUUAUUUCCUUCUUUUUAAUGAUUUUUGCAUUUUUGUACAUAUUAUAAAGUGAACAAUGAUUUAAAAAAAAAAUAAUUUUUCUAAGCAUCAAGAACAUUUUGUAAAGCAUGUGUAGGAUCAUUUUAAAUGCAUUUCACUUGACUUUGUUUCUGUAUUUGGGCAUUUAUUAGGUUAUGAAGAUGUGUACAAAUGUGACCCAGUGCGACUAUAAUGGAAAUGUUCAACCACCACUUGUAGGCGCUGCGUGAAGGAAUAUACUGUAAGUCUAGCACGAAAAUUUGUUUAGGUUGUCAUUUUGUGCAGCCUGUGUUUCUCUGACAAGACAAAUAACAAGAUGUUUAACUCCACAUUUCAGACAGAAACAAAUGACAAAGCAAGGAAUCAGUCACACUCACACAGUCAGACUUUUCCCCAUCCAACAGUCCAGUAAAGUAAAGCGCACUCUGAUGUGAACCAUGGGACAGAUUACAAAGCAGUCCGAUGCUUCAGGACACAACAGACCAGACAGGAGGUACAGCUCCUUAAACUCAUAUAUGAGUACUUAAAGAUAGUGGCAUUCAUCAGAUGUCAUGAUGAAGAUGAUGCACUUUUGUAACAUGUUAAUAUUGUAGUGAAGCAGAGUUAGCAAAGUACAUUCAGCGGCAGUUGUGGUUCACAGCUGCAGUGAUUCUUGUCAGGGGGUUAUAUAUCCUGCGUUAACUUCAGGAAGCUUUGCCAAUUUGCGAAAUACAUUUGCUGCGUUGUAUUGUGUAGUAAGAGGUAUGUAACAGGUAUUUACACAGAACUUGAAAUCAUCUCACAUGCUGUACCAUUCUGCGAAAUUUUAAAUUACAAAUUAGACACACAAGUGACAGUUUCAUUACUUGUGUGUCAUGUGAGUACCCUGCAGAAGGCUGUGUAAAGAGAGGAGGUUGUGCUUUUUUAAUUUUCCCUCUCAGCAGCCCAUAACAUUGGUCUUACUUAUAGCCAUCAGUGAUAUUGACAUUUUUGCACACUCAGGACCGUAAGAACAACUGAAUUAUGUACAGAAAAGGACAGAUGUGCGACACUAGAGACUUCAAAGUCUAUUUUGCUACCGGUUAUUUUUGUAGGACAAUAAGGUGAUAACGUGGUGACGAACUUGUCCGUUCCAAGUGUUUUUGCAUUGUCUGACAGAAAUUACUGCUCGCAGGUCUGUAUUUUUCUACCUGUAAAGAGAAGGCAGUUUCAGUUAAAAAAGAAAAUAAAAAGAAAAAAGAAAAAAAAGCUUUUUACAAAGGGAAAUGUUUAGAUAGAGGCGUGUAAAUAACGUCCCUAUUUUUUAGGUCUAUGUACAUAUAAUACAUACAUGUGCUAUAAUCUGACCAUUAACCUUUAUAAUGUUGGUGGUUUUGUAAAGAGGAGAACAGAAAAGAAACUCGGAAAUGUUAAAUGUUUGGAAGAGCUAUUGCUGAAAUAGAAAAGCAAAUUUUUAGCUUGGUCCUGUUUCCUUUCAGUCACCCACUGUGGUGGAAGUGGAUAGUUUCCUUCUGGUUUUAUAACACUAGACAAAGACACAGUGGGUGAAUGUGGACAAUGUUUGGAUUCUUUUUACAGUACUUAUUUACGUUAACCCAGCUUUUUAUGUUAAUGCCAGCCCAGUGGUGCUAAUCUUUAACAUUUUAGGGACUCGAGAGAACCACAAAGCCAUAAGAUGUUACUCUUAAAGCUGGCAGGUUUUUAUCUAUGUUUAAUAACUUUUAAACCUUUGAAUUAUAGUGUGGGACUGUUUCAGAAACAGUAGCAUCUACCAAUCUGAGACAAGACAGCUCUUUGUAGAGCUUCUAGUGUCCUUGAACGCAGCAGUCCUGAUCCUGAUGGGCGCUUUAACCCCAUGGUUAAUGUAAUUACCCAGUAGGGAAUAUUUUGCAAGCCGAUUUGUCAUUUUUAUACACUCUUCAAGUUAUAAUGCUUGUGCUUUCCCCCCUUGUUUAAAUGUUCCGCUGUAAUAGUUAUUAGUUGUGAUUUAUGUUUUUGUGCUCUCAGUUGAUCUUUUUAGAAGUCUUGUAUAAAAUUAUACCCUUUAUUUUUCUCUGCCUAUAAAAAAGUUGAUGUGAUGCUUUAUAUUUUUGUUUAUUAUUGUUGGUCUAUGAAUAAAAUAUAUAUCUUGUGGUGA
This is a messenger RNA of Scatophagus argus, 4313 nucleotides long. RefSeq names its product mothers against decapentaplegic homolog 3. The record is from RefSeq and is a predicted model, not a curated record. Gene Ontology annotation, molecular function: DNA-binding transcription factor activity, RNA polymerase II-specific; RNA polymerase II cis-regulatory region sequence-specific DNA binding; I-SMAD binding. NCBI's taxonomy places the organism in Eukaryota, Metazoa, Chordata, Actinopteri, Scatophagidae. Gene Ontology annotation, biological process: cell differentiation; transforming growth factor beta receptor signaling pathway; anatomical structure morphogenesis. The transcript has 8 exons. Gene Ontology annotation, cellular component: heteromeric SMAD protein complex. The coding region runs from base 581 to 1855 and encodes 424 amino acids.